This is a messenger RNA of Symphalangus syndactylus (siamang), 8895 nucleotides long. RefSeq names its product plexin A3 (gene PLXNA3). Gene Ontology annotation, biological process: regulation of cell migration; semaphorin-plexin signaling pathway. The record is from RefSeq and is a predicted model, not a curated record. Gene Ontology annotation, cellular component: plasma membrane; semaphorin receptor complex. Lineage: Eukaryota; Metazoa; Chordata; Mammalia; Primates; Hylobatidae. Gene Ontology annotation, molecular function: semaphorin receptor activity; protein binding.
GCCGCGGACGCGGCCAUCGAGCGAAGGGGAUCCGCUGGCAGGGCGGGUCCCCCUUCAGGUCGCGGGGCCGGGGCUGCUCGCGAGGUCCCUGGCCCCGGGGAGCAGCGGCCCCGCCUGCGUCCCCUGCCGCUGCGUCCCGCUCGGCCGGGCGUCCCCAGGCGCCCCCGCCCCGCGCGGUGGUACGGUCCGGGUUUAAAAGGCUCCGGCGGCCCCCGGGCCAGCCCAGUGUGUGGGCGGCGGCGGCGGCUGCGCGCGUGGGGCCCAGGGCGCGGGGCGAGGCCGUGGGGGCGCGCGAGCGGGGCCGCGGUGGGGCUCGGAGGCGCGUCCACGUGGCCAGAGGGAGGCCACCCGGAGCCAGCGGAGGGACAGCCUGUCCCUAGGCUUGCGCUCCCGGGAUGUAGAGGAGGUGAAGACAGGAUGUGGCCUCUCUUUUCUUUGGCCUUCCUUUCUUCUCCGGCUGUUGCAUGAGGGGUCCAGCUGACAAAAGAGCCCUGGAGAGGUGAUCAAUCUGAGCUGAAACUUUGCAGUUUCAAGCUGGGCCUGCUCCUUGUUCCUGGCAAAUGCAUUAUUUUUCCUUUCUCUCUCCUGUGCCUCCUUGGUUUGGUUCCCUGCACCGCCCCCCCCGCCCCCGGCCUCCCGUCCUCAAGCUGGCACUGAGAGGGUAGCGCUGAGCCCUGCCCUGUUGGCUGCCACGACACUGCUCUGCUGUCUUAGCAGCCUGGGGCUGACUGGGUGUGGCCUGGGGACUAAGUGCCAGUCCCUGCACUGUCCCUGUGGCUCCUGCCCUGUCUCUCCAAGGCCUUGACUGUAUUUGGGGACAUUGCUCCUCCUUUUGUAAGGCUCCUGGGCCCCCUGUACAUUCCCUUCCCCAGUGAACCUCUGGGUCUGGAGGGGGAGCCGUGCAGGCUGUGGCUGAGCAGAGCUUGACUGAUGUGUGUCUGGGUGCGUGGCUGAGGGGCAGGCGCGACUUGGCUUUGUGAGGCCCUUGUCGGGGAGGCAGCUGGGGCCCCUGCAGGGGACGUGGUGGUGCUGGAUCCUGCAUCAGGCCUCCAUUCCCCAGACCUCUGUCCCAGGGCCCCUGGUGGCACUGCCACUCCAGGUGGUGUUCCUUGCCCUGCCCCUCUCCCCCAGCUUGCGAUUAUUCUGCCCCUGCCUCCCUCUCGCCUCAGCUCAGGCGUUGGGGGCAGCCCAGAGGCCUGGGGCUUGCUGUUCUUUGCUGUUGGUUGCCCCGGGCUCUGAGAUGUGGCAUCUGGGGUCUCAGUUCCGGAGGGCCUCCUGCCUGGCCUUUCCCAGCAUCUGCUCUGCUACCCCUUUGGGUGUGGCCCAGCUGAGGCGAGGCCUCCUGGCUCCUUUCCAGCACAGGGGCUGAGGGACGAUUGAUGGCCCCCAAGCCUGCCCUCGCUGGCUGCUCACUCAUGCGCCCUGGCAGAGGCCCCUCCUCUCUCCCUGUCGCGGUGGCCAUCUGGGGCUUUGGUGGGGUGGUGGGUGAAUGGCCCAGCCCUCUGUGGCUCGAGGCCUCUGACUCCCACACACCGUCUCUCCCUAGGCCUGUCCCCAGGCGCGGCUGCCGGCCAUGCCCUCUGUCUGCCUCCUCCUGCUGCUCUUCCUUGCCGUGGGGGGGGCCCUGGGCAACAGGCCCUUCCGUGCCUUCGUGGUGACAGACACCACGCUUACCCACCUGGCUGUGCACCGGGUGACUGGGGAGGUGUUCGUGGGCGCAGUGAACCGAGUCUUUAAGCUGGCCCCCAACCUGACUGAGCUGCGGGCCCAUGUCACGGGGCCCGUCGAGGACAACGCUCGCUGCUACCCGCCCCCUAGCAUGCGUGUGUGUGCCCACCGCCUGGCCCCCGUGGACAACAUCAACAAGCUGCUGCUCAUAGACUAUGCGGCCCGCCGCCUGGUGGCCUGCGGCAGCAUCUGGCAGGGCAUUUGCCAGUUCCUGCGCCUGGACGACCUCUUCAAGCUGGGUGAGCCGCACCACCGCAAGGAGCACUACCUGUCGGGGGCCCAGGAGCCCGACUCCAUGGCUGGUGUCAUUGUGGAGCAGGGCCAGGGGCCCAGCAAGCUGUUCGUGGGCACUGCUGUCGACGGCAAGUCGGAGUACUUCCCCACCUUGAGCUCCCGCAAGCUCAUCAGUGAUGAAGACAGCGCGGACAUGUUCAGUCUCGUGUACCAGGAUGAGUUUGUCUCCUCCCAGAUCAAGAUCCCCUCAGACACGCUGUCCUUAUACCCUGCCUUUGACAUCUACUACAUCUACGGCUUCGUCAGCGCCUCCUUCGUGUACUUCCUGACGCUGCAGCUGGACACCCAGCAGACGCUGCUGGACACAGCGGGCGAGAAAUUCUUCACAUCCAAGAUCGUGCGCAUGUGCGCGGGGGACUCAGAGUUCUACUCAUACGUGGAAUUCCCCAUUGGCUGCUCCUGGCGCGGCGUGGAGUACCGCUUGGUGCAGAGCGCCCACCUGGCCAAACCUGGCCUGCUGCUGGCCCAGGCCCUGGGCGUGCCAGCUGACGAGGACGUCCUCUUCACCAUCUUCUCUCAGGGCCAGAAGAACCGGGCCAGCCCACCCCGGCAGACCAUCCUCUGCCUCUUCACCCUCAGCAACAUCAAUGCCCACAUCCGGCGCCGCAUCCAGUCCUGCUAUCGUGGGGAGGGCACUCUGGCCCUGCCCUGGCUGCUGAACAAGGAGCUGCCCUGCAUCAACACCCCCAUGCAGAUCAACGGCAACUUCUGCGGGCUGGUGUUGAACCAGCCUCUGGGAGGCCUGCAUGUGAUUGAGGGGCUGCCCCUGCUGGCCGACAGCACCGAUGGCAUGGCCAGCGUGGCUGCCUACACCUACCGCCAGCACUCUGUGGUCUUCGUUGGCACGCGCAGCGGCAGCCUGAAGAAGGUGCGGGUCGAUGGCUCCCAGGAUGCCCACCUGUAUGAGACAGUCCCCGUGGUGGAUGGCAGCCCCAUCCUCCGAGACCUACUCUUCAGCCCGGACCACCGGCACAUCUAUCUCCUGAGUGAGAAGCAGGUGAGCCAGCUCCCGGUGGAGACCUGUGAGCAGUACCAGAGCUGCGCAGCCUGCCUGGGCUCCGGGGACCCACACUGUGGUUGGUGUGUGCUGCAGCACAGGUGCUGCCGCGAAGGGGCCUGUCUGGGCGCCUCUGCCCCACAUGGCUUUGCUGAGGAGCUGAGCAAGUGUGUCCAGGUGCGGGUCCGGCCCAACAAUGUAUCAGUGACAUCGCCUGGGGUACAGCUGACCGUCACCCUGCACAACGCGCCAGACCUCAGCGCGGGCGUGAGCUGCGCCUUCGAGGAGGCGGCGGAGAGCGAGGCGGUCCUGCUGCCCUCCGGUGAACUGCUCUGCCCCUCACCCUCCCUCCAGGAGCUCCGAGCUCUUACCAGGGGGCACGGGGCCACCCGCACCGUGCGGCUGCAGCUUCUUUCCAAGGAGACAGGUGUGAGGUUUGCCGGUGCUGACUUUGUCUUCUACAACUGCAGCGUCCUCCAGUCGUGCAUGUCCUGUGUUGGCAGCCCUUACCCCUGCCACUGGUGUAAGUACCGCCACGUGUGUACCAGCCGCCCCCACGAGUGCUCCUUCCAGGAGGGCAGGGUCCACAGCCCUGAGGGCUGCCCUGAGAUCCUGCCCAGUGGGGACCUCCUGAUCCCCGUUGGGGUCAUGCAGCCUCUUACCUUGCGGGCUAAGAACCUACCUCAGCCGCAGUCGGGCCAGAAGAACUAUGAGUGCGUGGUGCGCGUACAGGGGCGGCAGCAGCGGGUGCCUGCCGUGCGCUUCAACAGCAGCAGUGUGCAGUGCCAGAACGCCUCGUACUCCUAUGAAGGUGAUGAGCAUGGUGACACCGAGCUGGACUUCUCCGUGGUCUGGGAUGGAGACUUCCCCAUAGACAAGCCUCCCAGCUUCCGAGCCCUCCUGUACAAGUGCUGGGCGCAGCGGCCCAGCUGUGGCCUCUGCCUCAAGGCUGAUCCCCGCUUCAACUGUGGCUGGUGCAUCUCAGAGCACAGGUGCCAGCUGCGGACCCACUGCCCGGCCCCGAAGACCAACUGGAUGCACCUGAGCCAGAAGGGCACCCGGUGCAGCCACCCCCGCAUCACGCAGAUCCACCCUCUCGUGGGGCCCAAGGAAGGAGGCACCCGGGUCACCAUCGUGGGUGAGAACCUGGGCCUCUUGUCCCGAGAGGUGGGCCUGCGGGUGGCUGGCGUGCGUUGCAACUCUAUCCCGGCCGAGUACAUCAGUGCUGAGAGGAUCGUGUGUGAGAUGGAGGAGUCGCUGGUGCCCAGCCCGCUGCCGGGGCCCGUGGAGCUGUGUGUGGGUGACUGUUCAGCUGACUUCCGCACGCAGUCGGAGCAGCUCUACAGCUUUGUGACCCCAACGUUUGACCAAGUCAGUCCCAGCCGUGGCCCAGCGUCAGGGGGCACACGGCUCACCAUCUCAGGCAGCUCUCUGGAUGCUGGCAGCAGGGUCACAGUGACUGUGAGGGACAGCGAGUGCCAGUUUGUAAGGAGAGAUGCCAAGGCGAUCGUGUGCAUCUCACCUGUGUCCACCCUGGGCCCCAGCCAGGCCCCCAUCACACUCGCCAUUGACCGGGCUAACAUCUCCAGCUCCGGGGUCAUCUACACCUACACGCAGGACCCCACCGUCACCCGCCUUGAGCCCACCUGGAGCAUCAUCAAUGGAAGCACUGCCAUCACUGUGAGUGGGACCCACCUGCUGACGGUCCAGGAGCCCCGGGUCCGUGCCAAGUACCGCGGCAUCGAGACCACCAAUACAUGCCAGGUGAUCAACGACACUGCCAUGCUGUGUAAGGCCCCUGGCAUCUUUCUUGGGCGGCCCCAGCCUCGGGCACAAGGCGAGCACCCUGAUGAGUUUGGCUUCCUGCUGGACCACGUGCAAACGGCCCGCUCCCUCAACCGCUCCUCCUUUACCUACUACCCUGACCCCAGCUUUGAGCCGCUGGGGCCCUCUGGCGUGCUGGACGUCAAACCGGGCUCCCAUGUGGUGCUGAAGGGCAAGAACCUGAUUCCCGCAGCAGCCGGCAGCUCCCGCCUCAACUACACUGUGCUGAUAGGAGGCCAGCCGUGUUCGCUCACUGUGUCGGACACACAACUCCUGUGCGACUCACCCAGCCAGACUGGCCGGCAGCCUGUCAUGGUGCUGGUGGGUGGCCUGGAGUUCUGGCUGGGCACCCUGCACAUCUCGGCAGAGCGGGCGCUGACCCUACCGGCCAUGAUGGGGCUGGCGGUGGGGGGCGGGCUCCUGCUGCUGGCCAUCACGGCUGUGCUGGUGGCCUACAAGCGCAAGACUCAGGAUGCGGACCGUACCCUCAAGCGUCUGCAGCUGCAGAUGGACAACCUGGAGUCCCGCGUGGCCCUGGAGUGCAAGGAAGCUUUUGCAGAGCUGCAGACAGACAUCAAUGAGCUGACUAACCACAUGGACGAGGUGCAGAUCCCCUUCCUGGACUACCGGACUUAUGCUGUGCGCGUGCUGUUCCCGGGCAUCGAGGCCCACCCGGUGCUCAAGGAGCUGGAUACGCCACCCAACGUGGAGAAGGCCCUGCGCCUCUUUGGGCAGCUGCUGCACAGCCGCGCCUUCGUGCUUACCUUCAUCCACACGCUGGAGGCCCAGAGCAGCUUCUCCAUGCGUGACCGCGGCACCGUGGCCUCGCUCACCAUGGUGGCCCUGCAGAGCCGGCUCGACUAUGCCACGGGGCUGCUCAAGCAACUGCUGGCCGACCUCAUCGAGAAAAACCUCCAGAGCAAGAACCACCCCAAGCUGCUGCUACGCAGGACAGAGUCAGUGGCUGAGAAGAUGCUUACCAACUGGUUCACGUUCCUGCUGCAUAAGUUUCUGAAGGAGUGCGCUGGGGAGCCUCUCUUCCUGCUUUACUGUGCCAUCAAGCAGCAGAUGGAGAAGGGCCCCAUUGAUGCCAUCACGGGCGAGGCACGAUACUCCCUGAGCGAGGACAAGCUCAUCCGGCAGCAGAUCGACUACAAGACCCUGACCCUUCACUGCAUGUGUCCGGAGAACGAGGGCAGUGCCCAGGUCCCAGUGAAGGUUCUCAACUGUGACAGCAUCACCCAGGCCAAAGAUAAGCUGCUGGACACUGUGUACAAGGGCAUUCCGUACUCCCAGCGCCCCAAAGCUGAGGACAUGGACCUGGAGUGGCGCCAGGGCCGCAUGACUCGCAUCAUCCUCCAGGAUGAGGAUGUCACCACCAAGAUGGAGUGUGACUGGAAGAGGCUCAACUCACUGGCCCACUACCAGGUGACAGAUGGUUCCUUGGUGGCACUGGUGCCCAAACAAGUGUCUGCCUAUAACAUGGCCAACUCCUUCACCUUCACCCGCUCCCUCAGCCGCUACGAGAGCUUGCUCCGCACAGCCAGCAGCCCCGACAGCCUCCGCUCACGGGCACCCAUGAUCACGCCUGACCAGGAGACGGGCACCAAAUUGUGGCACCUGGUGAAAAACCACGACCAUGCCGACCAUCGUGAGGGGGACCGUGGCAGCAAGAUGGUCUCCGAGAUCUACCUGACACGGCUGCUGGCCACCAAGGGCACACUGCAGAAGUUCGUGGAUGACCUCUUUGAGACGGUGUUCAGCACAGCCCACCGGGGCUCGGCCCUGCCCCUGGCCAUCAAGUACAUGUUUGACUUCCUGGAUGAGCAGGCGGACCAGCGCCAGAUCAGCGACCCCGACGUGCGCCACACCUGGAAGAGCAACUGCCUGCCGCUGCGCUUCUGGGUGAAUGUGAUCAAGAACCCACAGUUCGUGUUCGACAUCCACAAGAACAGCAUCACGGACGCCUGCCUGUCGGUGGUAGCCCAGACCUUCAUGGACUCCUGCUCUACAUCCGAGCACCGCCUGGGGAAGGACUCCCCCUCCAACAAACUGCUCUAUGCCAAGGACAUCCCCAACUACAAGAGCUGGGUGGAGAGGUAUUAUCGAGACAUUGCAAAGAUGGCAUCCAUCAGCGACCAGGACAUGGAUGCCUACCUGGUGGAGCAGUCCCGCCUCCACGCCAGCGACUUCAAUGUCCUGAGCGCACUCAGCGAGCUCUAUUUCUAUGUCACCAAGUACCGCCAGGAGGGCCCGGGGCCGGCACAGGUGAUGCUCUCUGGGAUCACAGGUAGAUGCUGGAAUUUGAGGGACCCAGGAGAUAAGCCACUGGCUGGGUACAAAGUGGCCACUGGGCAAAAGUUAAAGGGCCUGAGCACUGGAAGGGAUGGGUCAGGCUUUGUGAUGAGAAAUGGCCGGAGGCAGGAGGACACAGAGGUGUGGACUUCAGGAUGGAGUCUGGGCUGGACACAUCUGCGAGCCUGUGGAUGGCAUUUAAAGCCCUGAGCCUGGAUGAGCUCACAGGGAAGCCUCGAGUGGGUGUGGAGGGAGAAGGGCCCCAGGACACGAAGAGUGGAGGGGAGGGGAGGGGAGGCGCAGCAGCUAGCAGGGAGGAUGCCUCACAGUUCCGUCUUCCAGUGCUGCUGCUGGUGAAGGAUGGUGACCUGCAGAACACUCACUGGGUCUGGCGAGGGUCACGGGGUCCUGGCGAGGGAGGCUUGGGCUAGGAGGUAAUGGGAGGGGGAAUCCAGCACGGCGAGUCCAGAGUCCAGGUCACUCUAGGGUGAGGCUGCACCCUAGCCGUGGAGAGGAGGAGGAGAAGGUGCUGUCGUCGAGGGGCAUUUGGGGCUGGGGAGAGCUGAUGGGUUUGUACAGGGGCUGCGGGGGAGGACGGAGGGGUGAGGCGUGUGGGAGGGAGGAGCCCAGCUGGGAAGUGGGGACUUUGCAUGGCAGGAGCUGUGCCCCCUACAGAGCCUAGCUCCAGGGGACCCCUCUCCCCCAGAUUCUCACGGCUCUGGACCGAGAUGCCUCUUGUCGGAAGCAUAAGUUGCGGCAGAAACUGGAACAGAUCAUCAGCCUCGUGUCCAGCGACAGCUAAGGUGGUGGAAUCGGUGAGGAGGGGGCUUCUCAGUCCUGUGCCGUCCUCCCAUCCAGGGGAGUGGCUGGCUCAAGCCUGGGUCCCGGGGCUGAGCCCUGGAUUGGGUAUCGUGCGGCAGGUCACCCUGGCCAUGAUGCCCCCAGCGCACCCAGGCCCCCUUCAUUAGUGCCUUGCUUUGGGCCCUGUAGGGGGAGGGGUGACAGGGCGAGCCCCCACGCCAGCAGCAGCAAUACCCCCACCCUCCUGCCCUGUGCCCAGGUUUUGGGACAGCCCCACCCUCCCUGCUAUUUAUAUCCCUCUGCCUAUUUAUUGAAUCGAACUUCGCCUCCGUCUCCAUCUGUAAAUAUGUGUCCCCCACGGGAUGUCGCCAGCCUCACUCACCUGCCUUUCCUUGAGCUGUCCUGGGCCCUGCCACCCGUCUGGGCUCCUUUCUGUAGCAUUAUCAGCCUCGGUCUGGCCUCUGGCACCUCACCCUUGCCAUGGCUGACCCCACCCAUGCCAAGGCAGGGUCACAGUACCAGCAGCACUUGGGGUGAGGCCUCCAAAGCUUCCUCAGAAUUCUGGCUAUGCCACGCUGGGCCACAGGGUCCCCCUCAAGCAUCUCGGGGCCCUAUUCUCUCUGAGUACCUGGAGGGCUGGACUCAGGCUUGUGCCAGGGCCUGACUUGGGCCUGGGGGCCCUAGAACGCUCCUCCUCCUGAGCCUACUGCCAGACGUCCUCAGUGUUGUCUGCACCUGCUCCGACUCCUUCAGCCACCCCAUUCAGCGCCCGCUCCGUCCAGCGCCCGCCCUGUGGGGCCAAGGCAGCCGUGCCUUACUACUCUGUGUCUUCUGCCUCCUCUGAGGAAUCUGGCCCUGUCUCACAGUCCCAGACCCCCCGUUCUCUCCUCUUUAGUUGCAUGAGUUUUUCUUUGUUCAUGGAAUGUUUUUUCCUGAUUAAAUGUUGGGGAAAUGCC